CCUGAGCGGAGCGCGCUGUGCGCUCAACCUUGAGCUUCCAAUUCAGCGACAGUUCUUAGAAUGUCCUUCUGAUGGAAGGUAGAGAAGUGAAUAACAAUGUGAAGGGGAAGGUGGUUGUGAAGGAUGCUGAGGAGUGGUUGUGUGUAUCCAGGUUACCUCCGGAUACAACGGAGGAGGAGUUCUAUGAUAUCCUCUCAGAGUUCGGAGGAGUUGAAGAGAGUUUUCUUAUACAUUCAGAUAUACAAGGUUGGAGUAAAGGGUACGGGUUGGCCAGGUUUCGAACUCCCUGUGCAGGUUUACAGGCUAGACACGUCCUAGAGGGAACCCAGCUCCGGGAUCAUACUAUAGAGUGCGACUGGUUGAAGGAAGGGGUUUACUCAACCCUAGAUCUACACAGUAAGGUUCUGUACGUGGAUAAUCUACCUGAAGGAUACAAGGAUAUGACAGAAUUCAGAAAACUUUUCUCAAAAUAUGUUUCUCCGCCCUACUCUCAGAUUGCCAUGAAGAACGGGUUGGUCCAGAACUGGGGGUUGGUGGAGUAUAGGGACAAGGAGGACGUAGAGAGGAUCUGGAAGGAUCGAGACAAUCUUUUCCUUGCUGGUUCUAAAAUCAGGAUUCAGUUCUGCGUACCAAAGAUCCCAGCUAUUACUGUCUACAUGAACUUUGUGAAUAAUUCGACAGACAGGGGGGAGAAGAGAGCUUUAAUGGAGAACGGACCCGGACAAAGUGUUUAUACUCAACUCCGAGCUUUAGCUCGUCAUAACCCUGUAUUCGUCCAGUCCUUAAACACAAUCGUCACACAGAAUAUACUGGCCGGAGAUUCAGAUUCACAGGCCGCACUUUCUCUUAUUCUUGGAGAUCAGAACGGAAACGGGAUGGAGAAGAUGUUUAAACCUGCUCCAGCUCCGGGUAAGGACGGGACGGAUAAGCCCGGAUACACUAAGCCGGAUCCAAAUGGUAAAAAUCCGCAACUGAUGAACAUGUUGUACUCGGCUUUUCAGGCUCGAGUCUCUAAACAGUCAGGUUCAAACUCUUUAACCUCGGAACAUUCUUCUCCUCCUCCUCCCCCAUCCCACCUUAUACAUCACAAUCCUCCACUCCAACCCAACAAUCCUGCAGUAGCAUCCCCUCCCCCUCCCUCACAACCUGCUGAACCUGCUCAACAACUAUCUAGUCAAGGACCUUUAAUGUCGAUGCCUCCGCCCCAUCCUCCGCCAGCAUACCUGGAUCCAUAUCAAUGGCAGAUGCCCCCGCCUGGACUUCUACCAACCCAAACUGAACUUCAUCUUAGUCAACUCCAGUACAUGUAUCCUCAGUAUCUACCGAUACAUCCUCUCUGGUCUCAAGCUUACAUUUCUCCUCUUCAUCCUCCUCCUCCUCCUGCUCUUCAUCCUUCAACCCAACCCGUCCUGGAGUCAAGUAAGAGAAAACUGUCUGAUCAACAUUUCCCUGAUUAUCAAACUAAAAGACUGUGCACUGGAAACUAAAUAUUACUAGUCCUUGUCCUUGUUUCCAUCUGGAGAUAAAAACACAACUCUAGUCCUGAAAUAUCAUAAAAGUUAAACCUGAGAUAAAGAAGACAAUGCUGCUCAUUCAAGUCUUAAACCAGUGAUCAGGGUCCUAGGGAAACCACAGUGGGCAAAGUCUAACCCUGAGCAGAACUGAAAACAGUGAAAUGUUUCCAAGUUUGGAUUCAAUAAACAGUGGAGUGAGCUUCGCGUGCCAUAGAAAAAUAGAUACGGUUUCAUUCAGAAAAAAAAAUUUAUUCGAAAAAAAUUAAAAAUUCACAUCAUACAGUACAGAAAAUCAUUGUAAUUUUGAAAACUUUACUGGAAAAGUUCUAAAAAUAAAUUGAAUUUCUUUUUAAACUUUUUUUUAUUUCCCGUCAUUUUCAUGAUCUUUUCCGAAUUAUACAUUUUGUUCCGAAUCUAAAACCAUAAAAUAAACUAGUCAAUCUAUUUAUGUUUUGAAAAACAUUUUGUAAACUAGUCCCAGAUUUCUGCACUCGGCAUUAAACUCGUAUUCACAUUAGAGUCCUCUUAUAAGUGACUGUGAUAUAUGUAUUAUAUAAUAUUUAUAACUUAAUUAAUUUCAAUUAUUUUUAUUCGAAAACCUGUGUUUUGGACAUUUUUUUUUCUGGAAAUUUUAGCUUAAAUAUGUUCAAAUAUUUCAUCAACUCAGAAAACAAAUCUUGCUUAAUUUUUCACGCUUUAAAAAAUGUUUAACAAUUGAAUAUAAAAUCUUGCCUUUUUAAUCAAUCUUGCCAGCGCAGGAUAUCUACACUAUUAUAGUCAUGUAUGUACAAAACAGUACAGCAGACAUUGUACAGCAGACACUACAGACUGUACAGAAGCUUAGAUAAAGAUAUUGAUGUAUAUUUUUGCUAUUUAAAUAUAUUGUGUCAAUGAACAUUA
Eurytemora carolleeae is the source of this 2414-nucleotide messenger RNA. Its product is annotated as ribonucleoprotein PTB-binding 1. Lineage: Eukaryota; Metazoa; Arthropoda; Copepoda; Calanoida; Temoridae. Gene Ontology annotation, cellular component: ribonucleoprotein complex. Gene Ontology annotation, molecular function: RNA binding. Bases 72 to 1487 code for a protein of 471 amino acids. The record is from RefSeq and is a predicted model, not a curated record. The transcript is spliced from 6 exons.